CACAAGCAGACCAACAACAUGGCGCCAGCACUCAACCCCCCCAAGCUCGCCGGCAUAAUUCUUCCGUCCAUCAUCGCCGCCGCAGGCGUUGCCUUCUUUCUCCUCUCCCCACCCACUCCCAAACGAACCCUAAUCCUCCUCACAACCACCGCCGCCGCAUGCUCUGCCGCCGCCUUCCUUCUCUCCCGCCCCCGACCCGUUUACUUAAUCGACUACGCGUGCUUGCGUCCGCUACGUUAUUGCCGCGUUCCCUUCGCCACCUUCAUGGAGCACGCGCGGCUGUGGACUUCUUCCGAGUUCCAAAUGAAGAUUUUGGAGCGGUCGGGGCUUGGGGAGGAGACGUGCUUGCCGCCGCCGAACCACUACUUGCCGCCGCUGAGGACGAUGGAAGGGGGGAGGGCGGAGGCGGAGCUCGUGAUCUUUUCGGCGGUGGAGGAGUUGUUCGGGAGGACGGGGAUGAAGGGGAAGGAUGUGGAUGCGGUGGUGGUUAAUUGUAGCUUGUUUGCGCCGACGCCGUCCAUGGCGGAUAUGUUGGUGAAUAAGUAUAAGAUGAGGAGUGAUGUGCGAGCGUAUAAUUUGUCUGGAAUGGGGUGCAGUGCGGGGAUCAUAGCCCUUGAUCUGGCUCGGCAUCUUCUACAGGUGCACCACAAGUCCAAUGCCCUGAUCGUGUCCACCGAAAUUAUCAGCCCCAACUACUACGCCGGGCGGCCGAGGCUCCUCCCCAACUGCCUCUUCCGCAUGGGCGCCUCCGCCUCCCUCCUCUCCAACCACCCCUCCUCCCUCCCCUCCCCCAAAUACCGCCUACUCCACAUCGUCCGCACCCACCGCGGCUCGGACGACCGCUCCUUCCUCUGCGUCAACCAACAAGAAGACCCCUCCGGUCAAGUCGGCAUUUCCCUCUCCAAAGACCUCAUGAACGUCGCCGGCGAAUCCCUCCGCUCCAACAUCACCGCCAUCGCUCCCCUCGUCCUCCCCGCCACCGAACAGCUCCGUUUCCUCCUCGCACUCAUCGCCCGCCGCGCCCUCUCCUCCUCCUGGCCCCCUUACAUCCCCGACUUCCGCAAGGCUUUCGAUCAUUUCUGCAUCCACGCCGGCGGUCGAGCCGUCAUCGACGAGCUCCAGCGAAGCCUCAGGCUCAAGCCGGGGGACGUGGAGGCGUCGCGAAUGACCCUGCAUCGAUUUGGGAAUACGUCGAGCAGUUCGCUGUGGUAUGAGUUGGCGUACGUGGAAGCCAAGGGGAGGAUGAGGAAAGGGGAUAGGAUUUGGAUGAUCGGGUUUGGGAGCGGCUUUAAGUGUAACAGUGCGGUUUGGCGGUGCGUUCGCAAGUUCGACGAGCUGGCAAACGGGCCGUGGGAUGGCUGCAUCCACCGGUAUCCGGUCGAAGUGCCGGAGGUCCUUACCUUCACUUAGUUCUUCAUUUGAUCUGGGUUCGGCAAGCUGGACUUUAGCAAUAAUCCAUUGUGAAUGAAAUUUUAUGAAUUUAAUCCUCCUAUUUCAAUUCCUCCACAUAUGUUCGUUAUCAUUUCUCUUUGUCUUGCCUCAUUAUGUUUUCUAAUUAGUUGCCCGUUGGGAAUAGAAGAAGGAACAUGAUUUGAUAAAUUUGUCAUGAGGAUGUUGCUGAAUCUAA
Phalaenopsis equestris is the source of this 1627-nucleotide messenger RNA. Its product is annotated as 3-ketoacyl-CoA synthase 6-like. The record is from RefSeq and is a predicted model, not a curated record. Gene Ontology annotation, molecular function: acyltransferase activity, transferring groups other than amino-acyl groups. Gene Ontology annotation, biological process: fatty acid biosynthetic process. Gene Ontology annotation, cellular component: membrane. NCBI's taxonomy places the organism in Eukaryota, Viridiplantae, Streptophyta, Magnoliopsida, Asparagales, Orchidaceae.